AUGAAUAUCAUAUAUAAAAUUACAAUUUGUUUAAUAUUAAUACAAUUAUUAUUUAUAUCGAAUGCAAGAGCCGAUGAUGACGAGUAUGACGAAUGUUGUAUCGGACAAAUGGUCAAUGGUGUUCCAUCGUGCUCUGGAAAAAUCAAGGAUGCCAAUAAAUGGUAUAAAUUCGUUUGCGAUGACAAAGAAAUAGGUGUUAUCAAUAACAAUAGUACUCUGGUCUGUGAUGAGUGUUCUCUCAAAGCCACUAAAAGAUUGGUCAUUCUCCUGGCAGUUCUCAUUCCGAUUCUGGGUCUCAGUGUCUGUGCAUGCAUUGGUGGUGGUAUCUACUGUUGCUGCAAACACAGAAAAGAAAAGAAAUCUCAUCACAAUAAAUUAUUAAAUAGAUAUUAA
Messenger RNA from Heterostelium album PN500, 393 nucleotides. RefSeq lists its product as uncharacterized. The transcript has a single exon. The record is from RefSeq and is a predicted model, not a curated record. Bases 1 to 393 code for a protein of 130 amino acids. NCBI's taxonomy places the organism in Eukaryota, Evosea, Eumycetozoa, Acytosteliales, Acytosteliaceae.